CCAAAAGUAAAGUCAAAUUACCUUGCAUUAUCUGGAUUUCUUUAUCGAAAAACUCUUAGUAAUGAAUCGCAAGGCAAAAUUAAUGAUAUUAAAUCAUCUGGAUUCAGAAUUUGUAACUAUCAAGAUGAACCAAACUUAUUUGUAGAUAAAUGGGAUAUUAUCAUAGUCCAAGUUGAGAGUCUUUCUCAUAUCAAAUUCUCAGCCCACUCACUAGUAGCUAUUUUGGAUGAAAACAAUGCGAUUCUCCAUCAAAUGAAUAGUGGUGCAAAUAUACAGGAAUCUGAAAACGCAAUGCGUGAUAUAUUAAGAACAGCCUAG
Messenger RNA from Funneliformis geosporum, 318 nucleotides. The record is from the annotation of a GenBank genome assembly. NCBI's taxonomy places the organism in Eukaryota, Fungi, Glomeromycota, Glomeromycetes, Glomerales, Glomeraceae.